Molecule: messenger RNA, 6003 nt
Organism: Rhipicephalus sanguineus (brown dog tick)
Lineage: Eukaryota; Metazoa; Arthropoda; Arachnida; Ixodida; Ixodidae
Gene: Nup98-96
Product: nuclear pore complex protein Nup98-Nup96
Exons: 36
Coding region: 321-5969 (1882 amino acids)
Biological process (GO): post-transcriptional tethering of RNA polymerase II gene DNA at nuclear periphery; RNA export from nucleus; protein import into nucleus
Cellular component (GO): nuclear pore cytoplasmic filaments; nuclear pore
Molecular function (GO): structural constituent of nuclear pore
Source: RefSeq, a predicted model, not a curated record
AAAAAUUUUUGUUGGCGACAGUUAAAUUUGUCAUAUUGUGUGAUUCUAGUAUUUUCCUGUCACUGGGCUUUGUUUUGCGGUUACGUGAACGUUUCAAAAUUUGAUGCCCUUGGCACUGAGUAGCAUUGCAUAGCUUACUUUACCCGGUACUCGUUUCACAGCGUGCAUUGGGUAGCUUGCUCAGCCGUGCCGUCCACGGGGACAUGCUGUUGUGCGCAUGUGUCACGAUAAAAUUUCGUGGAACAGAGCGCACGAUCGAGGUUAACACACCAUACAAUUCUGGACCAUAGACAUAAAGCAAGCAGCUUCUCAUAGUAACAAUGUUUGGGAACCAAAACCCGUUCGGGACUACCACGGGAUUUGGCACAGGGGGUACCUUUGGGUCUACACAGCCAACGCCAUUUGGGCAAACUGGCAGUGCUUUUGGAACCUCGGCCUUUGGUGCCACAACAACGCCCAGCACAGGUGGGGGCCUUUUUGGGGGCACAACACAACAGACUGGGAGCCUGUUUGGAAGCACAGGAUCCACUUUUGGUCAGCCUUCCACAUCUGCGACAGCAGGCUUUGGUUUUGGAGCACCUGCAACCAGCACUUCCAUGUUUGGAACCAUGAACCAGCAACCAGCAGCGAGUGCGGGAAUCUUUGGUGCCUCUUCUUCCUCGUUUGGGCAGCCCCGACCACAGUUUGGCACCUCCUUCUCAACCACCACGCCUGCCACUGGCACUAGCCUCUUUGGUCAGCCUCAGAGCACAGGCCUGUUUGGCCAGACAGCUGGAAGCUCUCUUUUUGGAUCAACAGCUUUUGGGACUGGCUCUGUGACAACGGGCACUACCAUAAAGUUCAAGCCACCAACAGGCACUGACACAAUGAUGAAGAAUGGUGUCUCAAGCACCAUCAGUACAUCUCACCAAUGCAUCACUUGCAUGAAGGAAUAUGAAAACAAGAGUUUAGAGGAGCUACGUCUAGAAGACUACGCUGCCAACAGGAAAGGCGGAGGCCAAGCGGGAAUGGUAGGUUUUGGGGCGACCAGCCAACCAAGCUCAAUCUUCAGCACACCAGCCACUCAACAGUCGGCCUUCAACUUCGGUGCCACCCAGAACAAGCCCCUCUUUGGCACUUCCACUGCUGGUGGUUUUGCACCCACUGGUGGCUCACUAUUUGGGCAGACAACAACGCAGAGUCAGAACGUGUUUGGUAAGCCAACUGGCUUUGGCAUGACAACCCCAGCCUCCACGUCAGCAUUUGGAACCAGCACAGGAUUUGGCACCACUGGAACCUCAGUGUUUGGUCAGCCACAGCAAAAGUCCCUGUUUGGCCAGCCAACAGGCACAACUCUCUUUGGGAGCACACCUGCUACAACGCAGCCGUCCACGGGAUUUGGCACUGGCUUUGGCACUACAUUUGGUGCUACAACGCAGCCAAGUGCUUUUGGUGUGCGGCCAACAUUUGGUGCAGCCACCACAUCUGCACCUUCCAGCUUUGGGUUUGGCAGCACAGCCAACACAGGGACAUCAUUGUUUGGAGCCAAGCAGCCAUCGUUUUCCUUUGGGUCAACCACGCCAGCUUUUGGUGCCACCAACACAACAGGCUUUGGAGGCUUCUCUGCAACAGGCACAUCGACAGGUGGCCUCUUUGGUGCGGCCAAGACAACGCCAUCCUUUGGCACUGGCACCACUCCUGCGUUUGGCAGCACGGGCUUUGGCACUACUCCUGCUUUUGGCACAACUGGUAGCCUUGGCACACCUGCCACCGGGGGACUGUUUGGUGCAACCACUGCAGCCAAGCCCGCUGGCUUCAACUUCGGAAGCACAACUUCUACCACACCUUUCACAGGCUUUGGGCAAACAGGUGUCGGGACUAGUACUACUUUUGGCAGUGCUGCACCAGCCAUGGGAAGCACGGAUCCUAAUGCAGCAGCGAACCAGCUUCAGCAGCAGCAGACACAGCAGCUGCUCCAAUACCUGUCGACCAACCCUUACGGAGACAACCCGCUCUUCAGGAAUGUGCUCAAGGAGACCAACAAACGUGAAGAGCUGCUGAAACCCACCAAUCCAGCGGCCCAGCAGGCUUUGCUUGCCUCUCACUACAAGGUGUCUCCCAUGCCAGCGCCUAAGUUACGGCCAAAACCAGUUGGGGCACAGACAGGAAAGACCUCAUCACUUUUUGAAGGGCUGGAAGAUGAGGAAGACAGCAUCGAGCCAUUCUCUCCACGCCAGAGUGUCAAGACGCUGAUCAUCAAGCCAAAGGACACUCCAGACACGCUUAGUGCCAGCACUCUCCUAGCUUCCCCGCUACUUCCGGCCAACCGUGCAUCUACACCGAUUACUCAUUCAUCCAGCAGCCCAUCUAGGACACCACUGGCUGUUCCCAUCAAGGACAGUGGUCUUGUUGACAGUGAGUCCCCCUGCAAUGAGCCUAGCUUCACAGCACCAACUGCGCAGGUUGAAAAAACCGUAAGCAACCUGCAAAGUUUGGAUGAUGCGGUAUCGUCCCUUGAGGUUCGUGGCCGCAAGUUGCGCUUCAUGUCCAGCUCGGACUCCCUGGACGACUCUUCUCAGGCUGAUCCAGCACCCGACCCUGCAAAACCCCCCCAUCCUGCAGGCAUUGUGCUCACUCGGCCAGGGUACUUCACUGUUCCUUCUAUGGACGAGCUAGCAUCUAUGGUGGGCCCUGAUGGACACUGCAUCGUGGAUAAUUUUUGUGUGGCACGUGAGGGCUAUGGCAAUGUCUACUUUCCAGGCCGCAUGGAUGUAGCACGGCUCAACCUUGAUGACAUUGUGCACUUUCGCCGUAUGGAGAUUACUGUGUAUCCUGAUGACGAUGACAAGCCUGCUGUAGGCGAAGGCCUCAACCGCAAAGCACAGAUAACUCUUGACAAAGUGUGGCCAAUUAACAAAGUCACUCGUGAAUCAAUCACGGACCCAGUAAAGCUGAAGGCACUUGGCUAUCAGGAGAAAUUGGAGAGGACCACUGCGAAAAUUGGGGGCCGUUUUCUGGAAUACAGGCCUGAAACAGGGUCUUGGGUUUUUGAGGUGAAGCACUUUUCCAAGUAUGGUUUGGAUGAAUCUGACAACGAAGUGGAUGAGGCUGCUGUCCAGACAGCUACAUCAGCAAAAUUGCCACAGCAAGCAGCUGCAACAAAACCUGCUGAUGGCAGUGUAGACAAACUCACUCAGAGACCUCCGUUGGCCACUGGAGCCCCUUCUGCUUUUACGGCCUGCCGAGAAUCUGAUACUGCAGCAGGAUACCGUUCCGAUGACGACGAUAUGGAGGACAUGGAGCCGUCCUCUGCUGGAACAGCAGACAGGCCUGGCAGUGACGACACACUCUCACCUGGGACUGGUGCCAGCUACAAGCCAGUGACUCAGCAGCUAGCAGAAGCACUGGGCCUGAGCCCAGAGGCAGUGCAGAGCAUGAAGGCCUCUUUCUUUGGCCGUGACAAAGAGGAUGAUGACGAAGACCAUGAGCUAGCCAUCACUCAUCCACGCCUUCAGAGAGCACUGGUGAGUGGUGGCUCAUACCAGAGCCCCUUUCCCUUGGAUGAUACCAGAUCACUGUCGUCCACACCCACGCAUUCCAGAGCACCCCGUUCUCGUGCUGCUGCUGCUGCUGCUGCCUAUUCGCAACCAAAUGUGAGCCAGGCCUUCUCAGAGUUCCUUCCUUCUCAUGUCCUGUUUGGUGCGACUCCACUGCCGGGUGACACAAGCCAGCGCGCCACAGGCAUUGCGAGGACAGCACCAGCUCAUGGUGACCAUCACCUCGUCACAUCUGCAUUCAGCAGUCCAGGCUAUGUGCCAACUGCUGAGCAGGUACUUCGGAGCCAUGCACUUGCAGAGCCCAUGGUGAUUCCCAUUGAUGUUGAACCUGUGCCCCUGGCCCAGUCCUUGUUCUACGAGUGUCAGCACAUGUUGGCAGAUGCCGCCUGUAUUGCUGGCUAUCGUGCCCGCUGUGGCUGGGGACCACGUUGGACGCUGACUCAUGUGGGCAAGGCAUUCAACGGAAUUCUUGAUGAUGAACCUAUGGAGACGGCUGGCCACCUGGGCUUUUUUGCAGGACAGAGCUAUCCAAAGUCAUCAGCUGCAUUUGCAAUCUCCGUGGAAAGAGUGGCUAUUGACUUGCACUCAUUGAAACCAGAUGACAUUCAGAAGAAGAAUGUGGUUGCCAUGUUGGAAGUGCAACUGGCACAUUCGUGCUAUUCACUGGAAGGGGGCAGCCCCAUCUUUGCACCGAGCCCAGGUGUGGACUGCUUGCAUGACCAGGAUGCCCUUGUUACAAGGCUUCUAACUGAAAUGGGUCCUGGUCAUGCUGACUCCGCAAUGAUGCAGCAGUUUCACACCAUCCUUGGUCUCUGCAUUGCCCUAUGGGGUCGAGCACCUGGCUGCAGCCCUGAAAGUGAUGAUGUCACCAAAUACUCCUACGUGAAGCGUCGCAAGGAGGCAUUCUCAGAUUGGCUUGUAGAUACAACAAAAUCCAUCAUUGAAGCUGAAAUAGCAGACCAUCAAAGAAAAGAGGACGGCGAACUGCUGGUGAUGCUGAGCUACCUGAGUGGCCGUGAUGUAUCCAAGGCGUGUGCAGUGGCUCAACGGUUGCGAGACUACCGCUUAUGUCUGGCGCUGUCUCAAGGCGGCUCCAACCCAGUCAGCCGCCAUAUGCUCCAGAAACAACUGGACCACUGGAAAAAGUACAAGCAUGAUCGAUAUAUCAAUCAAGAACGACUCCGGGUCUAUGCCUUGUUGGCUGGAGUGAUGGUUUGGCCAACUUCAGACCCAAAUGAGGCAAUCAACUGCUGUGCUGACCUCGACUGGAAAAGGGCUCUGGCACUGCAUCUUUGGUACUACUGCCCUCCAACUGGCAGCAUCAGUGAUGCUGUUUCUGCAUAUGAAGCUGCCUUUGAGAGUGACCAACCACUGCGGCCCUAUGCACGGCCCCCAUACCCACCGUGCCAUGAAGAUGAUGUAGGUGAGGAGCCCUAUGUGUUGGACCCAGAAGCACCGUUGGACACGUGCUUUCUGCUGCUGAAGCUGUACUGUGAUCAGUCCCAGAGGUUGGAUCGGCUGCUGGCCCCAGUGUCCUCUGUGCCUUCCCAACUGGACUUCAGGAUCAGCUGGCUGCUGCACAAGCUGUUGCAGGCCUUCGGCUUUAGCCACCUGUCUGCAACUGCUGCUGAGACCCUGCACACAAGCCUUGCAGCCCAGCUUGAGUCAUGGGGCCUCUGGCCUUGGGCAAUAUUUGCUCUGCUGCACUUGGAGGAUGCCAGAGGGCGCCACAAGGCGGUCACUGAGCUUCUCGUGCGACACGCCUCAGGUUCACGCAGUGGCUCUGAUCCCGAGACUGGUCUCACAGAAGAUGAGACCUUUGUCUGUGACAAACUGGCUGUGCCACCCGCUUGGGUUUACCAGGCCAAGGCAAUUCGUGCUAGUGCUGAAGGCAACUUCAAGGACAGAGCAGUCUUCCUUCUCAAGGGCGAAAUCUGGAAUGAAGCACAUGAAACCAUUGUCCACCACCUUGCCACAGAGGCUGUCAUUGAUGACAAGCUCACUGAGCUUGCAGAGCUCCUGCAACCCCUUGUAGAGCACAGUGGUCAAAUCCAGAACUGGAGUGCAGGUGGCAAAGUUUUUCACGACUUUCUUUGCGUGUGCGACACCAUGAAGAAAGCCACACAGGGUGACCUCGGUACUUAUGACCUUGAAGCAAUUCGACCAGCAGUGCUUUCUCUAUGUGGCUCCAUAUCCAGCCUUGCAUGCAGGACACCAAGAGACAGGCUGUGCCAGGCAGAGAUAGCGAAGAAGACUGCUAUGGUUCUUCAGCUGAUUACCAGUGCUGACAGUGGUGCACCAGACAGUGCAAUGCAUGCAGCGUGCCGCAACAUUGAGCUGCUCUCCAUGCCAGAGGACUACUCAAUCGAGGACUUUGAAUUGCUUGCGCGCACAUGUACAGAAAAUGCGAUCCUCGGUGAUCUCGCCAGUUGAAUGCCUUUGCUGAUUACUAUUUUUAUGUCACCUU